Molecule: messenger RNA, 1560 nt
Organism: Penicillium olsonii
Lineage: Eukaryota; Fungi; Ascomycota; Eurotiomycetes; Eurotiales; Aspergillaceae
Source: the annotation of a GenBank genome assembly
AUGCGAGACUGGAACCCCUUCAUAGCCUGUGCCUACGGCGCACUCUUUGUCGCAUCUCUGAGCGUUGUCAUUCAUACAUUUGUUCGUCGAAGUCGGAUUCCUGUGGGCUUAGAAUGGGCUGGAAGACGCUUAGAAUGCCUGGGGGAGAUCAGGGCAUGUCUGCGCGAGUACACUGCGGGGAUUACUACACUUCUCUCUGGUUACAAGAAAUUCGGGUUGAAUGGCAAAGCGUUCAUUGCGCCUGGAACUGGCUUCCGGGCUGAGGUUAUGCUACCCCCGGAACAUAUCAAAUGGGUGGUUGAUCAGCCCGACGACAUCCUGUCCCAUCAUGAAUUUCAGGCUGAAACAACGGCCAUCAAGUACAUUGUACCGGGAUUGGACCUUUACACUCCUGCUGCUGCUGUCGAGGCGCUUCGAACUCACCUCACACGCAGUCUGGGGAAGAUCCAGCCGGACCUUGUCGAUGAGCUGCGUCGUGCAGUUGAUGCUCAGUUCGGGAUGAGCACGGAGUGGAAAGAGAUGAAAGUGCACGAUACACUGAAUGAGAUCAUCUUUCGAACAAGCGGCCGCGUUUUCUUUGGUGAAUCUUUGACUCGCGAUAACAAGUUCAUUCGUAACCUCAUGGGCUUGUCUACCUGGUUUGGUGCCGGCAUACUCUUUGUCGGCCAGCUGUGUCCGUGGCAAAUCAAGCGGAUUGUCGGUUCUGUGUUCUGCAUUCCAUUGAUGUAUUAUCGCGCAGUCUGCACGAGUUACUUAUUACCCUAUUUCCUCGAGCGAUUCGAAAAGAUGCAACGCAAGAGACAGGAUCCGUCUUUUGACUAUGCUCCGCCGGAAGAUUUAGUUACCUGGACAUGCCGCGCGGCAUUCGACCUGAAAAGUGAACAUUUGACCAGUGAAAAGGAAACGGUCCAAAAAUUCACCACUCUGGUCGCAGGAGCUAUUUCGACAUCCACAGUCGCAUUCAGCAACGCCAUACUCGAUCUUGUUUCGUCAGAUCCUCAGCAGAACUACUAUCAAAUACUGCGCGAGGAAUGCGAGUCAGCCUUCCAGACCGAUGAUGACUGGAAUAGCUCAGCCACACUUUUGAGGUUACAUCGCUUGGACAGUACACUUCGUGAGACUCUUCGGCGCAGUGCUUUCAUUUCGCGAGGCAUCUCCCGAAAGGUAAUGCCCAAAGAAGGUGUUGUUCUACCAAGUGGUCAGCAUAUUCCACAAGGCUGGAUGAUCGGAUUCCCAGUCCCGGCCAUCCAUGCGGACUCGCGGUACUACGACGAGCCUGAUGUGUAUAAUCCAUUCCGCUUCAUGCCGACUGAAUCGAGCCCGCGCUCCAUGAUGGUGACUACUAGCCAGACUUUCCUUUCCUUUGGUCACUCGAGACACUCCUGUCCCGGUCGUUGGUUUGCGUCUCACAAGCUGAAAUUACUCCUCGCAUAUAUCAUCAUGAACUAUGAUAUUGAGCCGCUUAAAGAAAGGCCGCUCAAUAUCAUAGCGGGAACUUUCAUGUUUCCUCCUCCAGGUGCUACCAUUCGCCUUCGUCGAAGGGAGACCAAGGCAACUUAA